UUCCUAUUGAAAGCGCUCAAUAUGUACAGAGGGGAGAUAUUUGCGUACCCCCUCUUUCUGCAAAAAGAGUUGAUGCUGGUCAAGCCUCAAUUUUUUGCAAUGGACGUGGCUUGCAAAUAUUGGCCCUACCUAGAAAAGGCUGCCAGUGUCAUUCCUGACCUCCAGGAGCUGACAAAAAUGAAGCCCUUCCUCAGUGUUAUGCACGCCAGAGCACAUACGACAAAGUGUGAGAUCAAAUGGAGUGGUAGGAAUCUCGAAGGAGCAGGAAUAACAGCUGGUGAGGAGGUCGAACAAGUCAACAGCUACCUGUCUCGUUGUGCCCUGACAACAAAAUAUAUGUCAAAAGCAGCACGUGUGGACAUGCUUACACUGCAUGCAUUGGGGUGGAACAACAAAAAAAGGGCCUCUCUCCACAAAACACUUUCCACCAGAUAUGUUAAGACAUGUCAAAGACUUGUGGACGAGACUGCAAGGCUAGCUGAGCUGAAAACCGAGCUAGAUUGUGCAGAUGAAGUGGUUCCCCAGUGGAUCACAGAGGUGAUUCAAUGGGCAGCUGGUGAGACACCAAACACAUCUGAAGACAGCACACAGAUUGAACUUCAGCAAUCCAUUGUGGGACUCUACCUUGGUGUCAGACAACGAAAGCAAACCCUCUACCGUCAGAAUGACAGCAGCAAGCUUCGCCACCGUCUUCGUAGGAAGCUGGGGGAGGACAAAAAACGUCUUUUUCAGCAGAUACAGAGCUAUAAUGCUCUAGUGCCAGACUCUGCUAUUGAUGUGGCUGUUGUGGAGGAUUCAUUUACUGGAGAUGUGACUGUGUCUCCUGUGUGGCCGUGGGAGGUUCAUGGCAGUGCAAACAUCACAGUCAAGAAGAGACUGUACGACCAGACGAUGCUAACAAUGCGACUACAAGAGGAGAAGAGCAUUGUAGUUUUGGAGAUGGCGCAGCAUUGCACAUGGUUGCAGAGGCAGGCAGAGGACAUUCAAAACAAGUUGGCCGAGAAUGAACAGGUCAACGAAGGAAUUUCCUGUCUCUUAAGAAGACAACUGUCCGAAGUGUCCGAGCAGCUGCAAGUGGUCUUCCUUGAAUACAAGACUGCUUUAGGUCCGGAGGCCUCUGUUCACCUACAAAUUGAAGAGGAGGAUCAUAGUGCCCUCAGCAGUCCAGACAGCAGUGAAGACGAAGAGGAUAUUACAAUUUAGGUCAUGUGCUCAUUUAUGCACUGUAUCUCUCAUUCAUCCAGGUCAUGUUAUGUCCAAGGGUUUAAAUUGAGAAAAACUGAACUCAAGAACUUUUUGUUGAAGACAUUGCGCCACUUCACCAAGUGCCUUCUUCAGUUCCUCCCUUUGUACUGUAUGCUAUUUUUUGUACAUGUUCCUGUAACUUUCCAGAAGGAUAAUUUAUCUAUUCUACUCUGUGUUCAUGAAAACUUGUUUAUUCUAGACAUAAUUUUCUCUUAACAAUUUUUUUUUUCUCAGAUUACUGUAUGAUAGACUGUGACUGUGCAAAGAUGUGGACUUGUAUUAUUAUGUAUUAUAUAAGAUUUAACUUACCCAUUUACACAAUGCUUGAACAUUACUUAUGAUAUGAUAUGAUAGAUGUAUAUACAUAUAUACUAACCUUAGGUGCACUGUUAAGAAACAUGGCCUCGUUGGACAAGUAUGCAUUUGCAAUAAUAUACCAUCAUAAUCAUCUCAAUAGUCAAAUACUGCAACAAAUAAAGAUAUUU
Molecule: messenger RNA, 1730 nt
Organism: Toxotes jaculatrix (banded archerfish)
Lineage: Eukaryota; Metazoa; Chordata; Actinopteri; Toxotidae
Exons: 8
Coding region: 22-1203 (393 amino acids)
Source: RefSeq, a predicted model, not a curated record